Messenger RNA from Fusarium sp. VM40, 1545 nucleotides. Lineage: Eukaryota; Fungi; Ascomycota; Sordariomycetes; Hypocreales; Nectriaceae. The record is from the annotation of a GenBank genome assembly.
AUGGACCCUCUUGUGGCCGCAGAGCUGAAGAAGCUCGACGACGGCGUGGCUUUCCGUGCCCGGCCGCAGCAUAUCCACCAUACUUGGGCGCGCACAUUUUCGUCCCUCCCAGAGUUAUUUAUCCAGCCCGAGUCACUCGCUGAGGUCGAAAAGGUUGUAAACCUGGCGCGGAGAUGUCGUCGGCGCCUGGUAACUACUGGAUGUGGCCACUCACCCUCCAACAUCACGUGCACAUCCAGCUGGCUCAUCAAUCUGGACAACCUCAACCGGAUCAUCUCGGUGAAUAAAGACACAGGUGUCGUUGUCAUGGAGGGUGGAAUCAGAUUGUAUGCUCUAUGCGAGGGCCUCGAGAAAUACGGGCUCACGAUGCCCAAUCUUGGAAGUAUCAAUGAGCAGUCUAUCAGUGGCGCUAUUUCUACGGGUACUCAUGGAAGCAGUCUGCGCCAUGGACUUGUGUCCGAAGACAUAAUUGCUCUCAAGGUCACAUUAGCGAACGGAAAAACCGUCUUCUGUUCCAAAGACACGAAACCGGACCUCUUCAAGGCUGCUCUACUUUCUCUUGGCGCCGUUGGUAUCAUCACAGAGGUUACGUUCCAGGCUGUGCCAUCUUUCACCCUGAAGUGGGAGCAGAGCGUUGAUACCGACUACAGCAUGUUUGAAUCGUGGAACCGCAAUCUCUGGACACAAAGUGAAUUUGUCAGGGUAUGGUGGUUCCCGUAUACCAGACGUGCUGUGGUCUGGCAAGCGGAGAAGACAGACGAGGAGCUCCGUGACCCUCCUAAGAGUGGCUACGAUGGCUCGAUCGGCUACUAUGUUUAUCACAACCUCCUCUAUAUAGGCCAAUAUGUCCCCAGAAUUCUGCCCUGGGUUGAGUGGUUUGUUUUCGGUAUGCAGUAUGGCUUCCGCAAUGGAACCACCUCAUCAGCCGUUCAACCCAGCCGCCAAGCCCUACUCAUGAACUGCCUCUAUUCUCAGUUUGUCAACGAGUGGGCUAUCCCGCUCCAAAAGGGUCCCGAGGCCCUCAGACGAUUAAGCUCAUGGCUAAAUCACUUGACACCUGAAGAUCCUGAUUACGUUCCUCACAAUAUCCCUUUCUCCGCCGACGGUCUCUAUGUACAUGCACCUGUCGAGGUGCGUGUAAGCGACACCACACUCACGUCCAACGUACGACCAUAUCUCGACAUCACCGUCGACGAUGGACCAACUCUGUACCUCAACGCCACACUUUAUCGACCUUACCUGAUGGAUCCGCCCUGCCAUGCACGCUACUACGAGGCUUUCGAGUGGCUGAUGAAAGAUCUCGGAGGUCGACCCCACUGGGCCAAGAACUUCGAGACACAGCGCUCUGAGAUCGAAGCGUUUUACGGCAAGGAGCUUCAUGCUUUCCGGACGGUACGGAAUGAUGCUGACCCUGAGGGCAUGUUUGUUGGACCUUGGCAUCGGGAAAGAAUCAUGGAAGAUGGCGAGGGCCUCGAGCUGGAGGAGGUUGAAGUUCGCAGGGAAAAGAACCGCCUAGGAGGCGUGACGACAUUUGGAGUCAUUUGA